Arabidopsis thaliana (thale cress) is the source of this 2631-nucleotide messenger RNA. It is a transcript of the gene DXPS3, whose product is annotated as 1-deoxy-D-xylulose 5-phosphate synthase 3. Bases 184 to 1905 code for a protein of 573 amino acids. Gene Ontology annotation, biological process: terpenoid biosynthetic process; isopentenyl diphosphate biosynthetic process, methylerythritol phosphate pathway. The transcript has 9 exons. NCBI's taxonomy places the organism in Eukaryota, Viridiplantae, Streptophyta, Magnoliopsida, Brassicales, Brassicaceae. Gene Ontology annotation, molecular function: 1-deoxy-D-xylulose-5-phosphate synthase activity. The record is from RefSeq and is marked reviewed.
UCUCUCUUUACCAAUUGCUCUGGAUUCUCUCUCGCUAAAGCUUCUCCAUUCUCCACAUGUCAACAUUUUGGGCGUUUUUCGCGGCAUUUGUUUCGAAUUUCUUGUAAUUUUUUCAUUUCUUCUUCAGAAUUAUAUCAUCUUCCUCGUCCGUUGUAAUUGAUUUUCGAGGCUUUUUUUCUCUUAAUGGGUUCGGCUUCGAUUGGUUACCAAUUCGGAAUAUCAGCUCGAUUUUACGGCAAUUUUAAUCUGAGCUCAGAUAUUACUGUCUCCUCGCUUCCAUGUAAACUUGAUGUUUCCAUAAAAAGCCUAUUCUCAGCUCCAAGCUCCACUCACAAGGAAUAUUCAAAUCGAGCUCGGGUAUGUUCUUUGCCAAACACUGAUGGAUACUGCGAUGAGAAAUUUGAGACGCCAAUACUAGACAGCAUUGAAACUCCAUUGCAGUUGAAGAAUUUGAGUGUUAAGGAGUUGAAGUUAUUAGCUGAUGAAAUCCGUACGGAGCUUCAUUCUGUAUUAUGGAAGAAGACCCAAAAGUCUAUGAAUCCUAGCUUUGCUGCAAUAGAGCUUACCCUUGCUCUGCAUUAUGUUUUUCGUGCCCCGGUUGACAAUAUAUUGUGGGAUGCUGUGGAACAAACAUAUGCACAUAAGGUCUUGACACGACGUUGGUCUGCAAUACCAUCGAGACAAAACAGUGGUAUUUCUGGGGUCACUUCUCGUUUGGAGAGUGAAUAUGAUUCCUUUGGAACCGGGCAUGGCUGCAACAGUAUUUCUGCUGGGCUCGGAUUAGCGGUUGCUCGAGAUAUGAAAGGAAAGAGGGACCGGGUUGUUGCUGUGAUCGACAAUGUGACAAUAACUGCUGGUCAAGCAUAUGAGGCAAUGAGCAAUGCUGGUUACUUGGAUUCUAAUAUGAUUGUUAUACUGAAUGAUAGCCGUCACUCUUUACAUCCAAAUAUGGAGGAGGGAUCCAAGGCAUCCAUCAGCGCACUUUCUAGCAUCAUGAGCAAAAUCCAAUCUAGCAAAGUUUUCCGGAAAUUUAGAGAAUUAGCCAAAGCUAUGACGAAAAGAAUUGGAAAGGGAAUGUAUGAAUGGGCAGCCAAAGUCGAUGAGUAUGCUCGCGGUAUGGUUGGACCAACAGGAUCAACUCUCUUUGAAGAACUUGGUUUGUACUACAUUGGUCCUGUUGAUGGACACAACAUUGAAGAUCUAGUUUGUGUUCUCCGAGAAGUAUCUUCUCUAGAUUCAAUGGGUCCUGUGUUGGUCCACGUGAUCACAGAGGGAAACCGAGAUGCAGAAACCGUAAAGAACAUCAUGGUCAAAGACAGACGCACUUACAGUGAUUGCUUUGUUGAGGCUUUGGUGAUGGAGGCAGAAAAGGAUAGAGAUAUUGUUGUAGUUCAUGCAGGAAUGGAGAUGGAUCCGUCACUUCUUACAUUUCAGGAGAGAUUUCCAGACAGAUUUUUCAAUGUCGGAAUGGCUGAACAGCAUGCUGUCACAUUCUCUGCUGGUCUUUCUUCUGGAGGUCUCAAGCCAUUUUGUAUUAUUCCCUCUGCUUUUUUACAAAGAGCUUAUGACCAGGUGGUCCAUGAUGUAGAUCGGCAGAGAAAGGCGGUGCGAUUUGUUAUUACAAGCGCAGGGCUUGUUGGAUCCGAUGGUCCAGUGCAGUGUGGAGCUUUUGACAUAGCUUUCAUGUCAUCCUUACCAAACAUGAUAGCCAUGGCUCCAGCCGAUGAGGAUGAGCUUGUAAAUAUGGUUGCAACUGCUGCUUAUGUCACUGACCGCCCAGUAUGUUUCCGGUUCCCUAGAGGCUCCAUCGUCAACAUGAAUUAUCUUGUCCCCACUGGAUUACCAAUUGAAGUAAGUUCCAAUCUAAUCUUCAAAUCUUUUGGUUGCAAAAACAGACCGUGGUGACACAAGAACUGCUUUAUCAUAUUAGAGUAGAUCGGAAGAGGAAGAGUUCUCGUAGAAGGUCAAGAUGUGGCUUUACUUGGUUAUGGAGCGAUGGUUCAGAAUUGUCUUCAUGCUCACUCGCUUCUCUCGAAACUCGGUUUGAACGUGACUGUAGCUGAUGCAAGAUUUUGCAAACCCCUAGACAUCAAGCUUGUGCGUGAUCUUUGUCAGAACCACAAAUUCCUUAUCACUGUCGAAGAAGGCUGUGUUGGAGGGUUUGGUUCUCAUGUGGCGCAGUUCAUAGCCCUCGAUGGCCAGCUCGAUGGGAAUAUCAAGUGGAGACCCAUUGUGUUACCGGAUGGCUACAUAGAAGAAGCAUCGCCUAGGGAGCAGCUUGCUCUUGCAGGGCUAACUGGACAUCACAUAGCAGCAACCGCUUUGAGUCUUUUGGGCCGAACUCGUGAAGCAUUGCUUCUCAUGAGCUAGCUUAACCUUCUCAUAUGGGAUUUACCUUCACAAGAGACUUAAAGAGGAGUUUCUUAAACAGAAUUUGUAGAUAAUACAUUCUGAAUUCAAGAGCCCAUUUGAUAUCCUGAUUUUGGAAUAGCAAUCUGCUAUGUAUUGUAAAUGUAGAGUUGAGAAUUGACUAAAAUAAAUUCAAUUACUUUUUAGGCGGUAUCUCAGUUUUCAUAUUCUCAGUUAGUUGUUGUUGUUGUUGUUGUUGUUGUUGUUGUUGUUGUUGUUGUU